UUAGAUCACUCUGCCUUCUCAUCUGGAGCAAAGCAAGCCUCAUUUUUACACAGCUCUUCUCCGUUUCUCCAACUUACCAGCAUGGCGGAUGACAAGAAAGAGAAGAAGAAGAAGAGUAAGAAGAAGGAAGAGGCACCAGCAGCUCCAGAACCAGAGCCUGAGCCAGCUCCGGCCCCCGCCCCAGCUCCAGCUCCUGCCCCUACGCCUGCAUCUAAGGGGUCCACUAAAAAGGCGGCCAAGAGGUCGGGUUCAAACGUUUUCUCCAUGUUUACUCAACGCCAAGUACAGGAGUUCAAAGAGGCUUUUCAACUUAUUGACCAAGACAAAGAUGGUUUUAUCUCCAAGAACGACUUGAAAGCUACCUUUGAUUCUUUAGGCCGAAUUAUUACUGACGAUGAGGUCGAGUCUAUGGUGUCCGAAGCGCCGGGAGCCAUUAAUUUCACCAUGUUUCUCACCAUUUUUGGUGACAAAAUGACCGGAGGUACUGAUGAAGAAGACGUCAUUGUCAACGCUUUCCUUCGUUUUGAUGAAGGUGAAGGAUUAGUUCAUGAAGAUACCUUAAGGCACGCUUUAAUGACUUGGGGCGAGAAACUAUCAAGUCAGGAGGUGGACAAUGCCUUCAACGAAGCUCCUAUGGACAAUGAGGGCAAGAUUGACCUGAAAAAAUUUGCUCAGGUUCUGACCAGAGGUGCUGAAGAGGAAGAAGAAGCCGGAGCGUAAAAGUCACAAAGGAGCGAGGAAACCGAAGAAAUGUUCCCUGUAGCAAAGGUCUUAGUACAGCCAGCUCUGUACAGUUCGUUCUAUGAUCACCCUCACCAUACCACCACCUCACUCAUACUGUAGAAUCUCCCGUAGCGACAUCUAGUCAGCUUGAGCCCUUUGGCUGGAGUAAUUCUUGUACGUGUGCGACUACUCCAGCCACCUCAAAAACUGCAGUGGUUAGAAAAAUAAUCAAUCUUGUUGUGGGUGUUCUUUUUUUCUCUCCCUCUUUUUCUCGUUCUUUCUUUAUUUUCCUGGCCGUGGUGUGUGGUGUCUCCCUCUACAGUUCUACUCCUUAUUGCUGAAAAAAAGAAAAAAACUGAUGUAUAGUGACUGAAGAUAUCAAUGUUGAAAUAAAUCAACUUUUUAUACAGAGCUGAA
Messenger RNA from Limulus polyphemus (Atlantic horseshoe crab), 1140 nucleotides. Its product is annotated as myosin regulatory light chain 2-like. The transcript has 8 exons. NCBI's taxonomy places the organism in Eukaryota, Metazoa, Arthropoda, Merostomata, Xiphosura, Limulidae. Bases 82 to 720 code for a protein of 212 amino acids. Gene Ontology annotation, molecular function: calcium ion binding; myosin heavy chain binding. Gene Ontology annotation, biological process: post-embryonic development; locomotion. Gene Ontology annotation, cellular component: myosin II complex; cytoplasm. The record is from RefSeq and is a predicted model, not a curated record.